AUAAAUUCUUUCUGUGUAAGUAGUUCUAAGUUCAUCUAAGAGUUGAAUCUGAAUUAUUCUCUUUUUAAAUCAAUAUUAUAAAAUAUUUUUCAGACAAUUUUUCAUUCUGACAUAUACAAUCCAAUUCCUAACUUCUGCUUCGGAUUUCAUCUUUUUCCAUUCACCUAACAAAACAAAACUGCUUCUCAAACGUGCUUCUUCAAGAAGCAGAAAAAGUCAUUUUUGAAGUCGACCCAAGUCAUCAAUUGCUGCUUUGAUUCAGAAAGGAGUUUUUUUUCAGCUCAAGAAGCUGGUUUCAUAGGUGCCCAUCAAAAAAUGGCAAAACGUGGCUACAAAAUUCAGGAAUUUGUAGCUCAUUCAAGCAAUGUAAAUUGUUUAAAUAUUGGGAAGAAGGCGUGUCGUCUUUUCGUUACAGGAGGGGAUGAUCACAAGGUCAAUUUGUGGACUAUUGGCAAACCAACUUCUCUAUCGAGCUUGUCUGGUCAUACUAGCCCGGUCGAAUCGGUUACAUUUGAUUCGGGAGAAGUGUUAGUUCUUGCUGGAUCGACAUCGGGUGUGAUAAGGCUCUGGGAUUUGGAAGAAUCAAAGAUGGUUCGCACUGUUGCCGGGCACAGAUCCAAUUGCACUUCUGUUGAGUUUCAUCCAUUCGGUGAGUUUUUUGCAUCCGGCUCCAUGGACACUAAUCUAAAGAUUUGGGACAACCGGAAAAAAGGAUGUAUUCAUACAUACAAGGGUCAUAGCCAAGGUAUCAGUACUAUCAAAUUCACUCCGGAUGGCCGUUGGGUAGUAUCUGGUGGUUUUGAUAAUGUUGUAAAGGUCUGGGAUCUAACUGCUGGAAAGCUCUUGCAUGACUUCAAUUUCCAUGACGGACACAUUACGUCCUUAGAUUUCCAUCCACUUGAGUUUCUUCUGGCUACAGGUUCAGCAGAUAGAACAGUCAAAUUCUGGGAUUUAGAAUCCUUUGAACUGAUUGGAUCUGCUCGACGUGAGGCCACAGGUGUACGCUCAAUGGCUUUUCAUCCUGAUGGAAGGACCCUAUUUAGCGGACAUGAAGAUGGUUUGAAGGUGUUUUCAUGGGAACCCGUUAUUUGCCAUGACACUGUUGAUAUGGGAUGGACAAAACUUGGUGAUCUUUGCAUUCACGAUGGCAAACUUUUAGGGUGCUCAUACUACCGAAACUCUGUUGGAGUUUGGGUAGCAGAUAUAUCGCUUAUUGAGCCGUAUGGGGAUGGCUUGGAUCUGAAGAAAGAUAUCGGCACAGAGCAGAAACAUAGUCUUAAGGGAAGUAAAUUGGAAAAUGUAGAGGUUGAUGUAGGACCAACUGCUGGGUUUCGCAGCAUAUCUCCUGAUGAGUCAAAAGAAAUAAAGAAUAUAUAUAUCGACUCUUCUGGUGGGAAGCCUGUUUCUUUACAAAGAUCAGCAUCUUAUCAUUCUGCAAAAGUAGAUCUCGCAGAGGAAUCCAAGGAAAUUUAUGACUUGGAAACGUUGAAGCAGAAUCCUGCAACAAAAGUUCAUGUAAAAUCAAAUGAACAAGAAACUAGAAAAUCUAUAAUCGUGCCAAACAUUCCUGAUUCUAAGGACUCUGCUAAACCUGUAAAAGAAACCAUCACUUUUUCAAAGACAAAACCCGGGAUGUUACUUAAACCAGCUCAUGUACGGAGAGCAUCCACGGGCAGAUUUGAUGUUGAUAGGUUUUCUGAUGUGAAUUCUAGAACUUUUUGCGAUACUGCAAGUAAAUUAGACAGUGCGAAAUUUCCUAAGUUUGAAAGUUAUGUUGGAUCUCAGAAUGAAGUCAAAGAAUCUUGUGAAGAUAAACAUCCUAUCAAGAAUGUCACAGACAAGUCAAACAAAACUGUGUCUCCAUACAAAAUUUUCAACCUGGCAAAACGUGUUGAGUCCUCUACUUGCAAUGAAGAAAUUACUCCAGUUAAAUAUGUGAAUGGAGUUGCUGUUGUACGAGGAAGAACCCGUUCUCUGGUUGAGAGAUUUGAAAGAAGAGAAAUAGUUCAAGUCAAUGAAGAUGAAAUUAAUGCACCCCUUCCCACAAUAAAUGAAGCAGGGGUAAAUAUUCAUAAUGAAGAUCAAACUAAUUCAUACCCCACUUCGGUAUUUGAGAGGAAAGAAAUAAUUCCCUGCAACGAAGAUCAAACUAGUGAAACUCCUUCUGUGGUAUUCGAGAGGAAAGAAAAAAUUCCUCGCAAUGAAGAUCAAACUAGCGAAUCCCCCUCCACGGCAUUUGAGAGGAAAGAAAGAAUUCCUCGCAAUGAAGUUCAAACUAAUGCAUACCCCCCUAUGGUAUUUGAGAGGAAAGAAAAACUUCCCCGCGAUGAAGAUCAAACUAAUGAAUCUCCCUCCUCGGUGUUUGAGAGGAAAGAAAAAAUUCCCCGGGAUGAAGGUCAAACUAAUGCAUCCCCCUCUACAGUGUUUGAGAUGAAAGAAAGAAUUCCCCGCAGUGAAGUUCAAACUAAUGCACCCCCCUCCGUGGUAUUUGAGAGGAAAGAUAGAAUUCCCCGUACUGAAGUUCAAACAAAUGCACCCCCUUCCACGGUGUUUGAGAGGAAAGAAAGAAUCCCCCGUGAUGAAGUUCAAACUAAUGCAUCCCCCUCUACGGUAUUCGAGAGGAAAGAAAGAAUUCCCCGCAUUGAAGUGCAAACUAAUGCAUCCUCCUCCGUGGUGUUUGAGAGGAAAGAAAGAAUUCCCCGCAAUGAAGUUCAAGCUAAUGCACCCCCCUCCACGGUAUUUGAGAGGAAAGAAAGAAUUCCCCGUAGUGAAGGUCAAACUAAUGCAUCCCCCUCCAUGGUGUUUGAGAGGAAAGAAAGAAUUCCUCGCAGUGAAGUUCAAACUAAUGCACCCCCAUCCUUGGAGAGGAAAGAAAGAAUUCCCCGCAAUGUAGUUCAAACUAACGCAUCCCUCACCUUGGUAUCUGAGAGGAAAGAAAGAAUUUCCCGCAAUGGAGUUCAAGCUAACGCAUCCCUUGCCAUGGUAUCUGAGAGGAAAGAAAGAAUUCCCCGCAAUGAAGAUCGAAACAAUUUUCCCUCCAUUCCUAACACACCAUCUGACAUUGAUGAAUCUCCUAGUCCUAACAUACCGAAACUUGAACCUCAAGUUUCUCAAAGGGAUUCAAGCAGUCCAAAUGAAAUGGCAAUAAUUGAAGGUCUGAUGGAAACUCAUGAUGUAACAUUAAGUAAUCUCCGUUCACGGUUGACAAAAUUACAGGUGGUUCGACAUUUUUGGGAACGAAAUGAUAUCAAAGGUGCUAUCAGUGCUUUGAGAAAGCUGCCAGAUCAAUCUGUUCAAGCAGAUGUUAUUAGUGUCCUUAUGGAAAAGAUGGAGAUUCUUACAUUAGAUUUACUUGCUUCCUUACUUCCUGUACUCACAGGUUUGCUGGAUAGCAAGACCGAAAGACAUGUAAAGGUGUCACUGGAUAUGUUGUUAAAGUUUGCGGCAGUUUUUGGUUCAACAAUAACUGCAACCAUUUCAGCACCUCCCUCUGUUGGGGUUGAUCUUCAUCGGGAGCAAAGGAGGGAAUGCUGCAACGAGUGCUUUAUGGAACUACAAAAAGUCCAAACAAUUCUUCCAAUGCUGAUACGGAGGGGUGGUUUAUUGGCCAAAUCUUCCAUGGAGCUAAAUCUUGUUCUUCAACGAUCGUAACAGAAGAUGUUUAUAUGAUGAUCAUUCAAUUUGUGAAGGAGCAACUUGCUUUCAUGUCGGAUUGUUAUUAUCGUAGCGUAUAACCUACAAUUUUGUCUUGGUGGUUUUCUCUGUUAGUUGUUGUCAUCACCGGCUUAGUUGAUGGAAUGAGACAUUUAUGAUAGUUGAAUGAGUUCUUUUGAAGAUGGAAUCAGCCAUCCAAGGAUAUUUGUCUUCAACAAUUCUGAAGGCUUGUGGUCCUAACUUCAAUUCACUGAUCAAUGGUUAUUGUUUGUAUGUAAAUCUUGUUUUUCUUCAAUUUGUUGUUACUUCUUGUUAUUAGUGGUAGUGUGAUACUGACCCCUAUAUAUUGCAUUACUCCAAGUGGGGGCUUGGCUUUCAACAAAUAUAUUAGAUGUAUGUAGUAGCUUUGCUUAUUUCAAUGUAUAUCUCAUAUUUUGUUCAAUGAAAUGGAUUUUCGAUUUUUUUGAUUAAACUA
Molecule: messenger RNA, 4129 nt
Organism: Medicago truncatula (barrel medic)
Lineage: Eukaryota; Viridiplantae; Streptophyta; Magnoliopsida; Fabales; Fabaceae
Product: katanin p80 WD40 repeat-containing subunit B1 homolog KTN80.4
Exons: 18
Coding region: 316-3651 (1111 amino acids)
Biological process (GO): microtubule depolymerization; microtubule severing
Cellular component (GO): katanin complex
Molecular function (GO): microtubule binding
Source: RefSeq, a predicted model, not a curated record